CAGGGGAAGAACUCGGAGAGCGCCAGUUUGCUCAAAGAGAAAGAUAGAGAUGGCGUUGAUCACUCAUCCGGACGUCUCAACCGUCACCGGAAUCGCAACACUCCUGACGCUCGCCAUCACCGUUUUGUUCCCUUUUCUCAUCCGCCUAAAACGCAAACAUGUAAAUGAAAAGCAUCGCCUCCCAAUCCCGCCAGGCCCGCGCGGCCUCCCGAUUCUCGGCAGCCUCCCCUUCCUCAACCCAAACCUCCACCACUAUUUCACCGGCCUCGCCCGAUCCUACGGCCCAAUCUUCAGCCUCCGCCUCGGCUUCAAACUCUGCGUCGUCAUCUCCUCCCCCUCCGCCGCCCGCGAGAUCCUUAAAGUUCAAGACGCCGCUUUUGCGAACCACGUCAUCCCCGCCGCAAUCCGCAAAUCAUAUGGAAACACCAACCUCGACAUAUUGUGGGCUCCAUACGGCCCUCUCUGGAGCAUGCUGCGCAAAAUAACGGUGAACAAAAUGCUCGGCGGCGCCAGCAUGGAAGCCGUGGCGCCACUUCGCCGCCUGGAAAUGCGGCGCACGGUGGAGGCUGUGUGGGGCCAGUCGAAGAUGGGUGCGUCGAUCGAUGUGCGGGAGACCGCGUUUCUGACCGCGCUUAAUAUGAUGACGAGCCUGCUGUUGGGGGAACCCGUGGGCGGUGGGCCGGAUGAGAAGGAGUUCCGGAGGGCGAUCGAGGAGGCCAUAGGCCUCCUGAUGGCGCCCAACGUCGCCGAUUUUUUUCCGGUGGUUGCGCCGCUUGAUCCGCAGGGCAUAGGGAGGCGGAUGAAGGAGCUGAAGGUGUGGAUUGAUGAGUAUCUGGACGGCAUCGUGGAGAAGAAGAAGCGAAAGUUGGCGAGCGGGGAGAAAAGGGGGGACGUUUUGGAAGCAUUGCUGGACCUCGUGGAGACAGGGAAUUCAAACCCGCCGUUCACCAUGGAUGACCUCUAUAAAUUAUUAAUGAAUCUCGUCGGGGGAGCAACAGACAACAUUACUACAGCUAUAGAAUGGUCAAUGGCGGAGCUGCUAAACCACCCAAUGAAGAUGCGAAUAGCUCAGCAAGAGCUUGACGCCGUCGUUGGAAAGCAUCGCGUCGUUGAAGAGUCAGACAUCUCUCAACUCCGCUACUUGUGCGCCGUCACCAAAGAAGCGCUCCGACUCUACCCACCAGUUCCUUUGUUCAUACCCCACAGCCCGAGCUCUAACUGUGCCGUUGGCGGCUUCUCCAUUCCCACUUGCACCACCGUCUUCGUCAACGCGUGGGCCAUUCAUAGGGAUCCCUGUUUUUGGGGGAAGGAUGCAGGGGAGUUCAAGCCGGAGAGGUGGUUGGAAGCUGCCAAGGAAAAGAGUAGUUUUUCUUUUGGAGGGAAUGAGUUUUGCUACAUGCCAUUUGGGGCGGGGAGAAGAAUGUGUGUAGGAGUUGCAAUGGGAGAGAAGAUGGUUGUUUACAUUUUGGCAUCUCUAUUGCAUUCGUUCGACUGGCAGUUGCCGGAGGGGAAGUCGCUAGAUCUUCAGGAGAGGUUUGGGACGGUUUUAAGGAAGACGGAGCAGCUCUUUGCGGUGCCGGCGGUGAGGUUGGACAAGACGGAGCUUUAUGUUUAGAUGAUGAUCGUCUGUAGUAAUAAUAGGCUUUACCUCUUAAAAGUUCAGUAUCAUUUUUUG
Phalaenopsis equestris is the source of this 1675-nucleotide messenger RNA. RefSeq names its product cytochrome P450 76M5-like. Bases 50 to 1615 code for a protein of 521 amino acids. The transcript has 2 exons. Gene Ontology annotation, molecular function: iron ion binding; monooxygenase activity; oxidoreductase activity, acting on paired donors, with incorporation or reduction of molecular oxygen. The record is from RefSeq and is a predicted model, not a curated record. NCBI's taxonomy places the organism in Eukaryota, Viridiplantae, Streptophyta, Magnoliopsida, Asparagales, Orchidaceae.